Molecule: messenger RNA, 2696 nt
Organism: Drosophila innubila
Lineage: Eukaryota; Metazoa; Arthropoda; Insecta; Diptera; Drosophilidae
Product: protein spire-like
Exons: 10
Coding region: 845-2443 (532 amino acids)
Biological process (GO): actin filament polymerization; establishment of meiotic spindle localization; actin filament network formation
Cellular component (GO): cytoplasmic vesicle membrane; cell cortex
Molecular function (GO): actin binding
Source: RefSeq, a predicted model, not a curated record
CAGCUGUUAUUCUGCGUUUAACUUUCAUGACGAUCGGACGUGCGUGCGCGGCGUUCUUUGAAAAAUUAAAGACGAAAGACGAAUUCGUAACUAAAAAUUAAUCCCGAAAAUUAAUUAAUAGCGCGUUGAUAAAAAAUGUGUGCAAAUUAUCUGCUCUUAACAGUUUGAUGUCAAUGUUCAACAAACCAAAACAAAAUAAAAACGUAAAAAUUUUAUUUAAUUGAAUUUAAUUUGAUUUGUGUUCUAAUCAAAGCUCGCGCGUGAUUUUGUUUAGCACUGCGUGAGAGAGCGAGAGAGCAAAAAGAGAAAGAAACUCUCUUCACUCCCCCCUUUCGCCAUUUGGUGAGUGUUGUGAAAAUGCAAAUGUUAAAGGCGCCCAAAGGAGCAUAGCAAAAAGCAGCAAGAGAGAGCGAGAGAGCAAUUAAAGGAAGAGCGCGCAAAACAUAACGGCAAAGCGACAAGUGCAUUAAACGUGACGACCGAAAAAAAUAGCAAAAAAGCAAGAGAAAAAAUAAAAAAAAGUACCGCAAAAUAAAAAUUUGUGCUUAGUGUUUUUUGUGUUAUCUGUGUGUCAAGUUUAGUUUUUUGUUCUAAUUUGUGUUUAACGUUAGAAUUAUUAGCCAAAUACAUGAGUGUGUGUGUGUGUGAAAAAAUUGUCUAAAAAAAUACACAAGAAAAAAUAAUAAUAACAAUAAUAGCAGCAGCAACAAGAAAUACAUAUAAAGUUUAAAUUGCAAGUUGAAAAUAAUACAAACAAAUAACAAUUUUUUUUUAUACAUGUUGAGAUGUUUGUUGUUUCGCAAAAGACACAAUAAGGGAAGAAUAACAGAGGAAUAACAGCAGAAUGACGGAACUGCAAUUGGACAACAGCCUGACGAGGGACGCUGAAGCUGGCGCCGCUGUCGCUGCCGACGUCGACGUAGCUAUGACAGCCACCACAAUAACAACAACGCCCAAGGCCACGGCCAAAAGGCGUGGUGGUGGAGGUGGAAGUGGAAUUGAAACUGAGGAGGAUUUUCUAUCCACCUCACCGGACAGCGCCAAUGGCGACGCACACGCACACAACCAUACACACACUCACGCACACACACACGCACUUAACGAAUUGCAGCAACAGCAAAUGGCUGGCAGCUCGCUCUCGAAUGACAUCAGCAACGUUGGCAACGCGCAUCAGCUGUUGCUGCAGGCUUUUUACAAAUGCUCAUCGUCGGAUGAAUGCGUCAAAUUGGAUAAUAUAUUGGAUUCAUUCAAAGCACCGUUAUCCGAGGAUCAAGCCUGGGCACUUGUCUAUCAGUUCAUCUCGCUCUAUCACAAGGUGGCCAUUAAGGCGCAUCAUUGUCGUCCCAGCGAUGAAUAUGAAACCGAGUUGCCAACACAAUUUGAACUUCAUUUGCAUCGCGAUGGCAGCGUUCAUUUCUCCGGUAAGCAGCGGCAACAACAACAAAAACAACAGCAGCAACAGAAUCAGCUGCAAAAGGAAGAGAACUGUUCAUCGCAGCAGCAACGGCAGCAACUUAACGUCAGCGCCAGCAGCAGUAGCGGCGACAGCAGCGUCGUCAUCAAUCGAGCCUUUGACAACAACAAUCAUCACACGCCGCUCGUUGUCUCCCAUAGAAAGAUUAUGAGCGAAUUGGCGGAAGUUGUUUAUGCCGCUUUGGAUUACAACCUGGCUGUGGACGAGGAAUGCCAAAUGUCCCAGGAGCUGGAAAGUCUCUUUGACUUCAUGACUGCAGUUGAAAUUGACGAUGAUUGCAUUGAUGAGGGCAUUGACGAGGGCGACAAGCGCUGGGACGAUGAAACGGAGGAGGAACGCAACAAUACCAAAGAACUGGAGCACAUUAUCGAGACCUGUAGAAAUCAUAUUAAGCCCGCAUUAGCUGAGAACCAUUACAAAGCCGUUUGUCGCGCCUUGGUAACAGAAACAAUAGAGCUGCGCAUAUUUCUACAACAAGUGCUUAAUAAAGGUGGAGCUGAAAAGUUUAUCAAAGCAUCAUCUCAAACAUCUCAGACAGCACAACAGGAACUGGCGAAGCUGGGCUUCAACGACUGGGCACGCUUUUGGGUUCAGGUAAUCGAUGAGCUGCGACGUGGAGUGCGACUGAAGAAGCGUAAUUACGAGCGUACGCCCAUUGAAUACGAGCUGACGCCCUAUGAGAUACUUAUGGGCGAUAUCAGAGCCAAAAAGUAUCAAUUGCGCAAAGUGAUGGUGAAUGGUGAUAUUCCCCCUCGCGUCAAGAAGGAUGCCCAUGCGAUGAUCUUGGACUUCAUCAGGUCACGGCCGCCAUUGAAAAAGGCCUCUGAACGUCAGCUGGGACCGCCAUUGAAAUUAAUACCCUCACCGCGGGAACAGCUAAUGGAGUCGAUACGACAGGGCAAGGAACUAAAACAGAUAACUCCACCAGAAACGCCAACCCUUAAAGAGAAAUCUUACUUCCAAACCUAACAUAACUCGCAAGAAUUCAACUUGAGAUUUUAGCAAGUUUGGAAAGCAUAUUCAAGAAAUUUUCAAGAUCCACUGGAUAGUAUAAUUUGUUGCACUUCUUAACUGUUCGACUUGUUCAUUUUUGAACCAAAAAUUUUGUAUUUAAACAAAAAUCAAGAAAAAAAAACACAAAAUAUUAAGUCGGAAAAGAAAAUACAAUGUAAAAUAAAUAAAUGUGUGAAAGAAAGUUAGAUAAAAACUGUUUAUAAGAUAA